GUCUGCUGCUGCUGCUGCUGCUGUUGCUGUGUCGGACAAACGAGCAACAAGCUUGUCAGAGUGAAACUGAGAAUUAGAAAAUUAAAAGCCGAACUGCGACUGGUUGGAUUUAAACUAACAGUGAACCGACAAGCUAAGAGUGUAUUAGCUAACGGAGAAGGCGGGCGGCUCAGAGACACAGUGAAGGUAUCAUGGCUGCCAUGUUUACCGAGCUCCCCUCCUAGACUCCGCCCACACACAGAUACACAUACCUGCACGCCCCCCAUUGAGCCAUUACAAACACACACACACUAUCUGCUCUCAUGACAACCUCCCAUCUGAACGGCCAUGUUGCUGGAGAGGGAGGAGGAGGAGGAGGAGGAGGAGAUGAAGAGCUGAGGGGAGGACAGCAACACCGGGAAAUGGCCGUCGACUGUCCGGGAGAGCUGGGGAGCCGGACGCUGCCCGUCAGACGAUCCGCACAGCUGGAGAGGAUACGACAGCAUCAGGAGGACCUUCGUCGCCGCAGAGAGGAAGAAGGGCGGCAGAUGGACCUGAACGCCUCGCUCCGGCUCAAGAAGCUCUCCCAGAAUCCCCACAUCGGCAUCGACAACCCCACAUUCCUGCAGGACACGUACUCACCGCAGCAGCCUCCGCUCGGCAGCCAGCACACACACGCGCUGCUGGAGUUGGAGGAGCUGCUGCUGUCACUGAAGCAGGUCCGCGGCUGUCUGUCCGACCAGCAGAGUCAGAAUGACAUAGAGCUGGUUCUUGCACUACUAAACAAGUCUGACUUCCAGUCAGCGCUGAAGAUCCAUAAUGCCGUGGCCAGCAGCAUGCACCGGCCCUCCCCUCCAUACCCACACACACAACAGGCGCUGCAGCUGGCAAUGGAGGUCAGGAAUGUCAUCCAGUCAAGUCAGAACAAAGAGGGACUCGAACUCCACAGCCUGCUGUCAGACACACACAUCCAGUCAUUGCUUCUGGCACAUGACAGCAUAGCAGAGACAGAAAUGGAGCCUGAACCGCUGCCCACCCAGGGAGAGACGCUGACCCAGUGGGGAGGAGAGACUGUGAAGAUAGUUCGCAUAGAGAAGGCCCAGGACAUACCACUGGGAGCGACUGUUCGUAAUGAAAUGGAGAGCGUCGUGAUCAGUCGCAUCGUUCGAGGCGGAGCAGCCGAACGUAGCGGACUUUUAUCAGAAGGAGACGAAAUAUUGGAGAUAAACGGCAUAGAGAUCAGAGGGAAAGAUGUCAACCAAGUCUUUGAUAUUCUUGCGGACAUGCACGGCCUCCUGACCUUUGUGCUCAUCCCCAACACUCAGAGCAAACCUCUUCCUGUCAAAGAGUCUGUGGUCCACGUGAAGGCACAUUUCGACUACGACCCCUCAGACGACCCGUACGUGCCGUGCAGAGAGCUGGGCCUGUCCUUCCAGAAAGGAGACAUCCUCCACAUCAUCAGCCAGGCAGACCCCAACUGGUGGCAGGCUUACAGGGACGGAGACGAGGAUAACCAACCUCUCGCUGGACUGGUACCAGGGAAGAGUUUCCAGCAGCAGAGAGAAGCCAUGAAACAGACCAUAGAAGAAGACAAGGAGCCUGAGAAGUCUGGGAAGCUGUGGUGCGCAAAGAAGAACAAGAGGAAGAGAAAGAAACUGCUGUACAACGCUCACAGGAACGAUGAUAUCGAUAACGAGGAGAUUCUCACCUAUGAGGAGAUGGCUCUGUACCACCAGCCGGCCAAUAGGAAGCGGCCCAUCGCGUUGAUCGGGCCGACCAGCUGCGGGCAGGCGGAGCUCAGGCAGAGACUGCUCAACAACCAGCCGGAACGCUUCGCCGGAGCCGUGCCUCACACCACACGGAGCCGCAGAGAUGGCGAGCUGAGUGGAAGAGACUACCACUUUGUUUCUCGUCAGACGUUUGAGGCAGAGCUGUCAGCUGGGAAGCUGAUAGAGUCUGGAGACUUUGAGAAGAACCUGUACGGGACCAGUACAGACUCUGUGAGACAGGUCAUCAACACUGGCAAAAUCUGUGUGCUCUGUCUACACACGCAGGCUCUAAAGGUGCUCAGGAGUUCAGACCUGAAACCUUACAUCAUCUUCAUAGCUCCGCCCUCCCAGGAAAGACUCCGAGCCCUGUUGGCUAAAGACAACAAGAACCCAAAGCCCGAGGAGCUGCGGGACACCAUCGAGAAAGCUCGGGAGAUGGAGCAGAGCUGCGGUCACCUGUUCGACGCCAUCAUCGUCAACACGGACCAGGACAAAGCUUACACAGAGCUGCUACGACUCAUCAACAAACUGGACACUGAACCCCAGUGGGUGCCCUGCUCCUGGCUGCGCUAAACACACACACACACACACACACACACACACACACACACACACACACACACACACACACACACUCACACACUCACACACUCACACCAUUCACAGAGUAGACAUACAGAGCCCACACUUGUGUUUUUACUCAGUGUUGCUAUGGUGAGAGUUGCAACUGAGUAUUAAAGCCACUGUUAGAAGAAAAAAAACCCAGGCAGAACUUUAUGAGAAAACAUCAUUAUAUUACAUUUAAAAUUUACUAGAGAGGUUUAAAUAUUAUGAGAUUAAUUGAUAAUAAUUGUACAAGAAAGAUAGUAAAAAGUUGUAAUUUUAUUAGAAAAUGUGAUUUUAUUAGUAAGGUUAAUAUUAUUAUAUACAUGUGUGACUUUUAUCUAUACAUAAUAAGACAGAUAAAGUUGAUAUACAUGAUAAGAUUUAGUUUUACUUGAAAAACGUUACCAUUCAAAUAUUAUGAUGAUUGUAUCAGAAUUAUUCCCAUUUUUCACAACACUGCAACUUUUUCUCAAAGUAACUUUUUUUUAAAGUAACUCUCAUAAUUGAUUUUUCCUAACAGUGGCUUUAACAGCUGGUGGGGUUGAUAAUAAUACAUAGAUCAAGUAGAAACACACAUAGAGUGACAUGUGUCAUGAAACAAACACUAAACUGAUUGUGGAUAGUGCCUAACUGAUCCAUGAUGCAACAUUUAUAUAACUGUCAUCAUCAUACUUCCUGAUGAGACCCAAACAUGGACCUGGAAUACUGAGAUUUAUUUUUUGUUUGUUUUAAUGUUUGUCUUUUAUGAUGCAUCCUUUGACUAAAUCCUGUGAUCAUUUCAACCAUUACGAUUAAAAAGAAAUCUAUUUAAAUUAUGAUUUUUAGUUCUUGCAGUGCAGAAAAUCAACAUAAGCAUCAGAUAUUGAAUUCAACCUUUUAUUUUGUUUUCUUUUUUCUUUUGGUUGUUCUUUUUAAAUAACUGACCUAUAAUGUGGCCUCUUGGAAGGAGCAAAUGGGAAAAUCACUGUGCUGAGAUCUCUUAACAAACACACACACACACACACACACACACACACACACACACACACUGACAUUUAGUACAAGUUUAAAUACACACACUGAGCCACUGCAUCUAUCACUAUGAUGAGUACACACACUACAACAGUGCAUUAACUGCUCACUGUCCUCUGUACUGAGGAGUCCAGCGAUUGAUGCUCUGAGGCUGCAGCCUUCUAGACACUGACUCACUGACUGACUGACUGACUGACUGACUGACUGACUGUUUAAACAGCUGGUUUCUGACCGGCUCGCCUGUUAAAAAAAAUGCACACUAUUGCAAUAAACACUAAAAGAAAAAGACACAGCACUUGAUAUCUCUUUUACCGGCUGAUUGUUUUAUUUACUGCCUGUUUUUGACUCUUUCUGUCCUGUCUGAUCACAUUUUUAGUAGAAAUGAUCUCUGAGCCUGACCCCCGAGGGGCGCGUGGGUAAAGAAAACGUGAAAGUUGUAGUUUUUAGUACCUGAUCGGCACGUGAUGCUGAAUUUAUUAUAUAUUUAGUGUGCGUGUGUGUGUGCGUGUGUGUGCGCUUGUGUAUAUGUGAGUGGACAUGUAUGUGUGUGUGUGUGUGUGUGUGUGUGUCUGUCUUUGAAGACAGUGAAGUAUUAUUAUGACCUGAAGUAGACCUGACACCAUAUCACUGUUAUCACUGUGUAGAGGAUUUAUAUAUUUGUAAUAUUGAAAAAUAGAUUUAUGAAGUCUGGAAUGCACCAAUAGGAUUGCAGGUUUCACCCCCUCCUCGCCUCCGUGCCAUUGGUCCAGGAGUAAGAAGGGAGGGGGGUCGGGCGGGCGGGCGGGGCUAAGUGGAAUUAACUGUAUUGAAUGUAAAGUUAAUUGAUACCACUUCCUGUUUAUCAUCACUUCUUCCUGAGAAAAUCUGCAUUUUUUU
Molecule: messenger RNA, 4241 nt
Organism: Scomber scombrus (Atlantic mackerel)
Lineage: Eukaryota; Metazoa; Chordata; Actinopteri; Scombriformes; Scombridae
Gene: pals1a
Product: protein associated with LIN7 1, MAGUK p55 family member a
Exons: 17
Coding region: 303-2321 (672 amino acids)
Biological process (GO): protein localization to plasma membrane; establishment or maintenance of epithelial cell apical/basal polarity; morphogenesis of an epithelial sheet
Cellular component (GO): plasma membrane; adherens junction
Molecular function (GO): protein binding
Source: RefSeq, a predicted model, not a curated record